Molecule: messenger RNA, 1406 nt
Organism: Archocentrus centrarchus (flier cichlid)
Lineage: Eukaryota; Metazoa; Chordata; Actinopteri; Cichliformes; Cichlidae
Product: tripartite motif-containing protein 16-like
Exons: 2
Coding region: 1-1329 (442 amino acids)
Molecular function (GO): zinc ion binding
Source: RefSeq, a predicted model, not a curated record
AUGGCGCAGAAAGGAGUUCAGCUGGACAGAGAAACCUUCUCUUGUUCGAUCUGUUUGGAUCUACUGAAGGAUCCGGUGGCUAUUCCCUGUGGACACAGCUACUGCAUGAACUGUAUUAAAGGCUUCUGGGAUGAAGAGGAGGAGAAACUCUGCAGCUGCCCUCAGUGCAGACAGACCUUCACACCGAGGCCUGUCCUGGUGAAAAACACCAUGUUAGCAGUUUUAGUGGAGGAGCUGAAGAAAACUGGACUCCAAGCUGCUCCUGCUGAUCACUGCUAUGCUGGACCUGAAGAUGUGGCCUGUGAUGUCUGCACUGGGAGAAAAAUGAAGUCGGUGAAGUCCUGUUUGGUCUGUCUGGCAUCUUACUGUGAGGAACACCUUCAGCCUCAUUAUGAUUCACCUCCAUUAAAGAAACACAAGCUGGUGGAGCCCUCCAAGAAACUCCAGGAGAACAUCUGCUCUCGUCAUGAUGAGGUGAUGAAGAUGUUCUGCCGUACUGAUCAGCAGAGUAUCUGUUAUCGCUGCCCUGUGGAUGAACAUAAAGGCCACCACACAGUCUCAGCUGCAGCAGAAAGGACUGAGAGGCAGAGAGAGCUCGAGGUGAGUCGACUAAACAUCCAGCAGAGAAUCCAGGACAGAGAGAAAGAUGUGAAGCUGCUUCAACAGGAGGUGGAGGCCAUCAAUCAGUCUGCUGAUAAAACAGUGGAGCACAGUGAGAAGAUCUUCACUGAGCUGAUUUGUGUGAUCCAGAAAAGAAGCUCUGAUGUGAAGCAGCAGAUCAGAUCCCAGCAGGAAACUGAAGUGAGUCGAGUCAAAGAGCUUCAGGAGAAGCUGGAGCAGGAGAUCACUGAGCUGAAGAGGAAAGACGCUGAGCUGAAGCAGCUCUCACACACAGAGGAUCACAUCCAGUUUCUACACAACUACCCCUCACUGUCAGCACUCAGUGAGUCUACACACUCAUCCAGCAUCAAUAUCAGUCCUCUGAGAUACUUUGAGGAUGUGCCAGCAGCUGUGUCAGAGCUCAGAGAGAAACUACAGGACAUCCUGAGAGAGGGAUGGAGAAACAUCUCACUGACAGUCACUGAAGUGGAUGUUUUACUGUCAGAUCCACCAGAGCCAAAGACCAGAGCUGAAUUCUUAAAAUAUUCACAGGAAAUCACACUGGAUCCAAACACAGCACACAGACAUCUGUUAUUAUCAGAGGGGAACAGAAAAUUUUACAUUUUGGUACAACAACAUCCAAACUCCUGUCUCAGGUCCUCGGUCCUCCAGAGUAGGAGUGUACCUGGAUCACAGAGCAGGUAUUCUGUCCUUCUACAGCGUCUCUGAGACCAUGACUCUGCUCCACAGAGUCCAGACCACAUUCACUCAGCCGCUCUAUGCUGGACUUUGGUUUUACCACAAUU